AGAGAAGGGAAUGCAUUCGAUGGUGGCGUAACAUAAAAAAUUCUCUUACAGCAGUCAAAAAUUAUACAGCUAGUGUUUGCCCAUUUUUUGAUUGCUUCGUAACUAUUUAGGGAAUAUUGGAUAGUUCUUAUUUUAUGCCAUUUAGUAUAGGAAAUUUAUUGAAUUAGCAGAGAUUAAAUAUAACCGAGCGAUAAAAAAGGAAAACUCAGCAUGAUAUUCAAUUUAUACAUUUACGAUCGCAGUGGAACUUGCCUAUUCUAUCAUGAAUGGAAUCGGCAAAAACAAGUUGACGUUUCCAGGGAAGAGGUAAUAAGAAUGCUUGAAUGAUUUAAAUUGAAAGUGAAAUCAAUAAGAUUUUCUAAGUCAUAAAAUUCUGUUAUUCUUGUCAAUUCUGACUAUCAAGCACAUGCAAAACUCAAUUUAUAAUUAAUCUUGCAUUAUAUUAUGCUAUAUAAAUAGAAGUAUAUUUCUUAAGUGAUUUAAAUAGCUAAAGGUUUAAAUCAACAGGAUUUUAAGUUGAUGUACGGCAUGACAUUCUCUUUAAAGUCUUUCUGCAAUCGAAUAUCACCAACUGAUCCAAAUAUAGGCUUUACAAGUUUCAAGACAAGUCAAUAUAAAUUGCACUUUUAUGAAACUCCCAGUGGUUUGAAAUUCAUAAUGACAACGGACUUACAAAUUCAAGGAGAUAUAAGAUUCCUUAUGCACACACUUUACAAAGAUGUCUUUGUAGAAUAUGCUAUUCGAGAUCCCGAGUGCGAAUUAAAUAAGCCUAUUAAGAGUAAACUGUUCAGCGAAAAGCUUAAUGAAUUUAUCCAGAAGCAACCUCAGUUUGGUAAUAUAGCACAAACUGCUUUGUCAUCUAUCGUCAAAUAGAAAAUAAUUACGUCUUAUUUAUAAAAGUCUUCAAAUACAAUGAAUUAUCCUAAUACAAUAAUAAUCAAUUAUGAA
This is a messenger RNA of Dimorphilus gyrociliatus, 948 nucleotides long. The record is from the annotation of a GenBank genome assembly. NCBI's taxonomy places the organism in Eukaryota, Metazoa, Annelida, Polychaeta, Dinophilidae.